Messenger RNA from Uranotaenia lowii, 1454 nucleotides. RefSeq names its product COP9 signalosome complex subunit 4 (gene CSN4). The record is from RefSeq and is a predicted model, not a curated record. Gene Ontology annotation, cellular component: cytosol; COP9 signalosome. The transcript has 4 exons. Lineage: Eukaryota; Metazoa; Arthropoda; Insecta; Diptera; Culicidae. The coding region runs from base 132 to 1361 and encodes 409 amino acids.
UUGCGGUUUGUUGUUUUCCGAAAACAACUUUUUUCGUGAUUCGGCGGAAGCGUUCGUAAAUUUUCGCAAGAAAAUACGAAUACUAAGUGCUUGUGGCGUAAUAAUUCAACAUAAGUUUUCAAACCAUCAUAAUGGCUAUUUCGGCCACUGCUUUGCGCAAUCAACUUGCCUCGCUAACAAAUUCUUCCGGCAUCCAUAAGGAACAAGCCGACAAAUACCGGGCCUUGUUGGAUCAGAUUUUGUUGAAUACUGGAAAUGAAUUAGUCGAGACAUUGAAACUUUUUAUUGAAGCAAUUGUCAAUGAACAUGUUAGCCUGGUCAUCUCCCGGCAGAUUUUAUCGGAUGUCAGCACUCACCUGACCAAGCUUCCGGACGACAUUUCGAAAACGGUUUCCCAUUUCACGUUGGAUAAGGUCCAACCAAGGGUGAUUUCGUUCGAAGAACAGGUUGCCAGCAUCAGACAACACUUGGCGCAGAUCUAUGAACGGAACCAGAAUUGGAAAGAGGCUGCAAAUGUCCUUGGCGGGAUUCCGUUGGAAACAGGCCAGAAGCCGUAUACUCUUGACUACAAAUUAGAAACCUAUCUUAAGAUCGCGCGACUCUUUCUGGAAGAUGAAGAUCCUGUUCAGGCGGAGGCCUUCAUCAAUCGAGCUUCGAUUCUGCAGGCAGACACGAAGGAUGAGAAGUUGCAAAUUCUAUACAAGGUUUGCUACGCCCGUGUUCUUGACUAUCGUCGCAAAUUCAUCGAGGCCGCCCAGCGAUACAACGAGCUCUCUUAUCGCACCAUCGUGGACGAAGGCGAACGGAUGACCGCCCUUAAAAAGGCUCUUAUAUGCACUGUUCUGGCCUCAGCAGGGCAGCAGCGCUCUCGUAUGCUGGCAACCCUGUUCAAGGAUGAACGAUGCCAGCAUUUGCCGGCUUAUUCGAUUCUCGAGAAAAUGUACCUCGAUAGAAUUAUUCGACGUUCUGAGCUGCAGGAUUUCGAAGCGCUGCUGCAGGCUCACCAAAAGGCAACUACCAUAGAUGGGUCAACCAUUCUGGACCGGGCGGUCUUCGAACAUAACUUGCUGUCUGCAAGCAAGUUAUACAACAAUAUUACCUUCGAUGAGUUAGGGUCGCUGCUGGAAAUUCCACCCCACAAGGCUGAAAGAAUAGCUAGUCAAAUGAUUACCGAAGGACGAAUGAAUGGCUACAUCGACCAAAUCGACGGGGUUGUACAUUUUGAAACUCGUGAAAUUUUACCGCAAUGGGAUAAGCAAAUUCAAAGCCUUUGCUAUCAGGUCAAUGGCUUGAUCGAAAAAAUUGGAGCAGCCGAACCCGAAUGGAUGAAUAAGAUUAUGGAUGAAGAGAUGUGCACAUAGAUUGCUAUUUUCAGCAGGGCCGUAGAGUUUAAUAAUGGUUCUCAAGAGCUUAUAUAAACUUUGAAAUGAUUAAACUGUCUUACUUAAUCAAAA